Bombus pascuorum is the source of this 2943-nucleotide messenger RNA. RefSeq names its product clavesin-2. Bases 1750 to 2694 code for a protein of 314 amino acids. The record is from RefSeq and is a predicted model, not a curated record. Gene Ontology annotation, cellular component: membrane. Gene Ontology annotation, molecular function: phosphatidylinositol bisphosphate binding. The transcript is spliced from 4 exons. Lineage: Eukaryota; Metazoa; Arthropoda; Insecta; Hymenoptera; Apidae.
ACGCGUAAAGUAGGAAAGAAUAGAAAGGCACAACUACGAACGCAGAUCGAACGGCGACUUUCACCGAGUCGAGAAACGUCCUGGUACACGACUGAUUACGCAAGCAAAUGGGAAGAAACGCCAGUCACGUGUAACGGCCAAUCAUAUAUCGUAGACCUAUGAUCGAGAAAAUCCUGUUCGAAGCGUUUAAAAAAAGAACGUAUAAACAUCGCGAGGAAUGUGUAUCGAUGCGAGUCGACGAGGAACAAACGGUGAAAGGAAAUGGUAUAGAAUGUUGAGAAAAGCGGAAGGCGGUUAGUGAAAAAACAACCGGUAGUAAUAUCGUAAAAAAGACCGAUUUUAUUAGGCGUGAGCGUUUUACUUUGGCGUUGCCGUUCGCUGCUUUCGACGAACAACGGGAAAUCUUCCGAGUUUCGUGAUCGUUUGGUCGAUGACUAUGUCGUAGUAUAUAACGCAGCCACGAUAUUCGACGGGUCGACCGAAAGGAGACUCGCGGUGAAAGUAAAACGUAAAAUUACGAGAAGAAAGCGAACCCUCGAGUGGCCACCGUUUUAUACCGUUUAAUACCAUCUAAUAAGGUAGGCGCAUUGUUCGUCCGCGAAUCGAAUCGAGCGUCACGGACUUGACGAUUCCCGUGGUCGAAGAUACGUCAGAUGCGUGGAGAAACGACGUCGCGUCGUUCAAGGCGACCGUUUCUUAAGGUAAGAACCUUUGAACGGCGACGAGUAUUAUUCGCGCGCGUGUCGAAUCUUUUAGGCAUUCGAAAAUGAAAAGAACUAUGUAAAGGGAAGGAGAAGAGCAAAGCGAGUGCGAAGAGAGGAAGCAGAGCGGUAAGAGCGGGAAAAGUAGGAGCGGUAAGAGCGGUUGGCGUACCACGAUCUGGCCUUAAAUUGAUCGAGCGAGCAAGCAAGCGGAUUACUCGGGUCCAAGUCGGUCGAGGAGAAAGAUUUCUCAACGCGGCACAAGAUAUUGUGACGCGAAUAGUGAUCGACGACCUUGGCUAGCCGCGAUUAGCCGUGUAUUUCCGAGCAACUGUAAGGAUACGAACGUCGUUUGGUGUGCCGCGUUACCGAUUACCAGCAUCAUGCCACGAACGGCUAGAGUGUCACAUCGAACGAACUGUUUCGAUUUUUAAACGUACAUCUGUAUAUGUAAACGUCGCGAUUUCUCGCGUCUUUUCUAUAUUCUGUUCGAACCGCGAUUACAAUUUUACGACGAUUGUGCGUGAGAAAGCGACCAACGGAUAUUCCCGAUCGCCUGUUAACGCUUGGUUAACGAGAAGGAGAACGAGGUCGUAAACAUGGACAUCGGAAGAUACGCGAAAGAUUUGCGAGGUCGUAUCGUUGGUUGUUAGAAAGCGGUGCGAAGAAUCGCAAGGACAGUUGUUCUCUCGCAAGUAGAUCGAUGUCGAACUUUCUCCUCGACGACGAGUCGCCGAAUGGCGUAAGAACUCGCCGAGUCUCGUAAUCGUCGGUAGCUUGCUUAAAAUUCGUACGAGCGAAACGAGGACGCGGGAAGACGGAGAAAGGAAGAAGAAGUGCAGGGGAAGGAGUAGAAGUGGGAUAGAAGAAGUAGUAGUAGUAGUAGGAGCAGUAGUGUGGUAGCAGCAGCAACAGCAACAACGGAACGAGGACAAGAAGGCAAAGGAGGAGGAGCAGCAGAAGGAAGAGCAAGAGGAAGAGGGGAACCGAAAGCGCGGAGCGAUCCGUAAGGAGAGCGGUACUUGUCCGAUUCUUUAGGACGUGAACGAUGGCAAAGUCGGAAGAAGAAAAUUACGGAUGCGCGUUAAGCGAGAGCACGAGAACGAUCGCCCGCGUGGAACUUCGCGAAGACGAUGCCAUCAGGGAAGAGACAUUGAAACAAUUCAGAGAUUGGAUUCAAAAGCAUCCUAAUAUCAAGCGUUGCAGAACGGACGCGGCCUUUCUCCUCAGGUUCCUCAGAACCAAGAAGUUCAGCGUGCCGAUGGCGGAAGAGAUGCUCGAACGCUAUCUAACUAUCAGACAAUUGUAUCCAAACUGGUUCCAAAAUCUCGAUGUCCAGGAUAAAGACAUCGAAGCUAUCAUAGAUGCUGGUUAUCUGAUACCGUUGAUGCAACGCGACCGUCAUGGUCGACGAGUGAUACUCUCUUGCGCGGGUCGUUUCGAUCCUUACAAAUACACGUCCGCUCAAAUGGCUCGAGCUCACAGUCUCGUAGUGGAAUCUCUAAUGGACGACGAGGAGAAUCAAGUCCGUGGAUACACGCACAUCAACGACGAAUCUGGAUUGACAAUGGGCCACCUUAGCGCCUGGUCCCUGACGGAUAUUCGUAACAUGUUACGAUGUAUUCAAAACAGUACACCCAUGAGACACAAGGAAACUCACUUUGUUAAUAUCCCGAGUUGCGCGAUCAAAGUCAUCGAGUUUGGUAUUUCUCUUCUGAACGAUAAAUUGAAAAAUCGAAUCUUGGUACACAAGAGCCUGGAUGAAUUGAAAUCAGCGAUCGACCCAAGAAUCUUGCCGAAAGAGUACGGGGGAGAAAUUCCACUUAGCGAGAUGAUCGCAAAUUUCAAGAAGACUUUGAGGGAACAGAGGAAUCGAAUAAAGGGGCUCGACGACAUGUACAUAGAGAUUACAUCGGCGGAUUGUCAUUAUGUUUCGACGAACGACGAUUUGUGCGGUAUCUCUGGCUCUUUUCGCAAACUCGAAGUCGACUGAUACUCUUUCUUCCUCUCUCGCGUCUCUUCGCAUUCUUUCGCUCCCAGCGAAACGAUUUAAACGAAACUCGAAUUUAUUCGCGCUCCUAGAUAAAUAUUUAUUCUUACCUCGUGUAUCAGAAUUUUCCUGCCGGUGGUAUUAGUUACCUAUGAUCGUUUCAAUUUACGUACAACAUAGAAUAAGAAAUGACACACGUUGCACAUUCUUAGGAAAGUAAUUCCAUCUUUAACGUACAACUGAAAGAUGUUG